GACCGGCGGGCUGAGGAGCGGGCGCCGCGAUGGCCGAGGGCAGCGCAGUGUCAGACCCUCAGCACGCCACGCGCCUACUGCGAGCGCUCAGCUCUUUCCGCGAGGAGUCCCGCUUCUGCGACGCGCACCUGGUCCUCGACGGGGAGGAGAUACCGGUACAGAAGAACAUCCUGGCGGCUGCCAGCCCGUACAUCAGGACAAAGUUAAACUAUAAUCCUCCAAAAGAUGAUGGAUCAACCUAUAAGAUUGAACUUGAAGGGAUAUCGGUAAUGGUUAUGAGAGAGAUCCUGGAUUACAUCUUCAGUGGGCAGAUCCGGCUGAGCGAAGAUACUAUCCAAGAUGUUGUGCAGGCAGCAGACCUGCUCCUGCUGACGGAUCUUAAAACUCUCUGCUGUGAGUUCUUAGAAGGCUGCAUUGCCGCCGAGAACUGCAUUGGAAUCCGAGACUUUGCACUCCACUACUGCCUGCACCACGUCCAUUACCUGGCCACAGAAUACCUGGAGACUCACUUCCGAGAUGUCAGCAGCACAGAGGAAUUCCUAGAACUGAGUCCUCAAAAGCUUAAAGAAGUGAUUUCUCUUGAGAAGUUAAACGUUGGCAAUGAACGAUAUGUAUUUGAAGCAGUCAUCCGAUGGAUAGCACAUGAUACAGAAAUAAGAAAGGUCCACAUGAAGGAUGUCAUGUCAGCGCUGUGGGUUUCAGGGUUGGACUCAAGCUAUUUACGGGAGCAGAUGCUGAAUGAGCCGUUAGUCCGAGAGAUUGUCAAAGAGUGCAGCAACAUCCCUCUCAGCCAGCCGCAGCAGGGUGAGGCCAUGCUCGCCAGCUUCAAGCCCCGGGGCUACUCGGAGUGCAUCGUGACUGUUGGCGGAGAGGAAAGAGUUUCGCGGAAGCCAACAGCAGCGAUGCGAUGUAUGUGCCCCCUUUAUGACCCUAAUCGGCAGCUGUGGAUUGAACUGGCCCCUUUAAGCAUGCCGAGAAUCAACCACGGAGUCCUCUCAGCAGAAGGAUUUUUGUUUGUAUUUGGGGGCCAAGACGAAAAUAAGCAGACCCUGAGCUCAGGAGAAAAGUAUGACCCAGAUGCAAACACAUGGACCGCACUGCCACCAAUGAACGAGGCAAGACAUAACUUUGGAAUUGUGGAGAUAGAUGGGAUGCUGUACGUUUUAGGAGGAGAAGAUGGUGAAAAAGAGCUAAUUUCCAUGGAAUGUUAUGAUAUUUAUUCUAAAACCUGGACAAAGCAACCCGCUUUAACCAUGGUUAGAAAGAUUGGCUGCUAUGCAGCUAUGAAAAAGAAAAUCUAUGCCAUGGGUGGAGGAUCAUAUGGAAAACUCUUCGAGUCUGUGGAAUGUUAUGACACACGGACCCAGCAGUGGACCGCUAUCUGUCCACUGAAAGAGAGAAGGUUUGGAGCUGUAGCCUGUGGAGUCGCCAUGGAACUGUAUGUAUUUGGGGGAGUCAGAAGUCGUGAGGACAUCCAGGGGGGCGAGAUGGUAACCUGCAAGUCGGAAUUCUACCACGAUGAGUUUAAAAGGUGGAUCUAUCUUAAUGACCAGAAUUUAUGCAUCCCCGCCAGUUCCUCUUUUGUGUACGGAGCUGUCCCCAUAGGAGCCAGUAUCUAUGUCAUCGGAGAUCUUGAUACAGGUACCAAUUACGACUACGUGCGCGAGUUCAAAAGGAGCACGGGAACCUGGCACCACACCAAGCCCCUCCUCCCCUCCGACCUCCGCCGCACCGGGUGUGCAGCCUUACGUAUUGCGAAUUGCAAGCUUUUCCGCCUGCAGCUUCAGCAGGGCUUGUUCCGCAUCCGUGUUCACUCACCUUGACGGGGCCGCGGCGCGGAAGCGGAGCUCCUGACCAAGCGCGCCGGGACGCGGCGCUCUGCGAGGGGACAGAGAUGGCAGGCGACCCUUGCUCUGCGCCGGCCUCUGUGCGGUAACAGGAGUGGUUUUCUAACGCUUAGAAGCCUGGGCUUCCAGCUCUUGUUCGGGAGAACACGUAACUGCUGAAAAAAAACGAGGAGGAGUCAGUUCCUCCAGGAGAUGUGUCCCUAGACCAACCGGGCUAGUCAGCGUCAGAGGAAAAGGGAAGUGGGAAUCCGUGUCAUGUAAAAUCAGGAAGUUAUAGCACCAAGGUGCAUGUUCCCCGCGGGGAACUCACGUCUGCCUGACCGCUCUGUUCGAGUACCUGGCUUUGGUUAACAAACGAGCAAACAUGCAUAUAUCAACAUAUCCAAACAUACCGGGGUUGCUUUUCCACUGCACUUGGAAGGAGAUAUUAUGCCUAACUCUGCCCAACAAUUUAAGGUUUGUGCCUAAAAUGUUAGAUUGGACUCAAUGCCAGUUAGUCUCCACUUACUACUAGUUGUCCGUCCUAAGAAUCUUUUUUAAACUAAAUUAUGAUGAAUUGAAACUAAGAUAAAAUUUCUCUUUUAUGACAUUCUAUCUUAGUAAUCCAAAGGAGUCAAUAAAUUAAGGAGUCAGGUGGCAGCCCUCCCAUGAAUUUAAAGGAAGUUGCUGACUUCUGUGUUAAUUCAGAUGAAGAUGUGUCAUGCCGUCAUUUCUGGGGUUGCGAAGGAUCUCAUGCAGUGCCAGUCUUCCUUUCCAACUAACCAGAACUGUUUUAUAAAUAUGAGGAUAUUAGUGAGUAGGAGAUUUUGUAAAAGAAGGACCUGAGCCGGACAAAUAAUAAAGGUCUGCUAUGACCAAAAAAAAAAAAAAGUCCAGAGGAAAUAUAUAGGGAUCAAAAACUUCUAAAAGUAAUCUGUCUGAAAGCACACAGAGUCUUGUUUACUACUGUCUAGGAUUUGAAAACGUGUCUUGGAAUGCAAAUCCACGUUAAGAAUCUAGUCUUUGUAGCAGAAUUUUCUCAAUGCCGUUCACUAGUACGAGUUUCAGACAAACUACAUUACAAGUAAAGGUUGGCUGGUAGAAUAAACUACCUCAACUUAAUUUCAUUCUGUUCCUGUAGAGCAAAUUAAUCCUUUCCUCCUUCCCUCCCUCUCACUCCCAUGUCGACCCACUCAACCCCACUCCUCAAAGGGGAAAAAGUCUGUCAUUAGUGGUACUUACCUUGUAAGAUAUUUUGUUUUCCAUUCGAAUUAUACCACCUUAGUGUGAAACCAAGGAGUUCAAAGUGCUUGAUGACUUCAUCAUUUGAAUUUUAUGCAAUAUCAGAUUUCUAAUCAAUUUAAUAUAGAGCUCUGCAUUUCUAAUUGUUUUCUACAGCUUCCCCCCCCCCUAGUAUAUGGCUAUAAGAAGCAGCAUUUAGUCUUAAUGAUUAAUAGAUGUAUAAGUGUAUCCUUUGGUUAUAAAUUUGAGAAUAGGAAUUUCUCCUAGAAACUUCCUACCUGGAAUGUCUGUAUGCUUUACCCAUGCAUAUGAAACAUCACUUGUCUUUUCCCACCCAGGAACAGUAGAAGUCAAUCCAGUGCUAGAAAAGUCACUGAGCAGCCUUGUCUGUGGGAAUUCUAAAGAAUGUUGUGUGUGCGCAUUAACUCUCCAUCCUGGCAGAGACAUGGGUAAGAGGAGGUACAGGGUUUUCCUCUUCUCUGUCAGAGGCACUGGGCCAGAUUUGCCGGCCAUUCACAUAACAGUCAGAUUUGACGCGUAAGUCAAAGCCAGCCUCUUUGCUUUGUGCCGUGUACCGGUCAGCAGUUGUCUGCAUGCUUUCCCCAGGAUACCUUGGGUGUCUUCUGAUCCAAGCAAACUGCAUGGCCACUGCAAAGAAAGAAAACUUUCUUGUACAACUAGAUGUUAGUUUUAGAGGAAAUAAAUUUCUGAAAAAGUGGGUUUUCUUUGAUAAAAUGUCCCAUACAGAACAGAACCUUGGCCUUCAGAAGCCACAGCUGAGGUAUGUUAAAGUGGUAACUGAUGUCCUAUUAAAGCCAUGACAGUCAGCAAUUCUCUUUUCUUUAAUUUCUGAAAUUUAAAGUCCUUCCCAGGCUACGCCAGGCCUCUCCAAGGAGACAGUUCAUUGUUUAGGAGUGAAUGGGUCCCUGUUGCAGUAUUAUCAGUGCCUGCAUGACUUGGUCAAUUCAUUUUAUAAAAGUAGUUUUUUGUUGUUUUUUUUUUAAUUUAGUUCAUUGACACUGUAGCUGCAGAAAAAAUUAGGUAACUUUUUUCAAAUUAAAUUUGCUGCAUAAUAUGGGAUGCAAUAAACAAGAAAAGCUGCUAAGUGCCAAACUGUUAUUUUACUAUAUAAUAAUAUAAAAAUAUUACAUUGAAAUGUAGGCAUGUAUUUAGUUUUAUGAUAUUCCAAAAUUAAUCAUGACUUUUUUGUAAAUUACAGUUACUUUAGUAUCGUGAAAAAAUUUUUAACUAAUUUCACACAGGUUUGUGUUUUAACCAUCCACUUAUGCCUUGAAAUACCCUUUCUUGGUAAAUUUUUGAUACUUCUUUUUCCAUUAGGCACUUUUAUCAGGUGUAUAUUGGAAUUGGCAGCAGAAGAUAGAUCUUAAAAUUUUAAAUACAGUAUCUUUGGGGGAAGUGCAAUUUAUUUUCAUUAUCCACCAACAGAAGGAAAGUUGUCUCAGCUCAGAGUAAUUUAAAGUAUUUCUUCUAGGCUACGGUCUAAAGUAGGUUUGUUUGUUUCUUUGUUUAACACAUCCAAAUACAGAUUUUUUUUCAAAGAUUUAAGUGUUUAAUUUAAAAUGAAGUUUUAAAUUUUUUUGUGAUCGUGCUUAUAUCCUGUGAGAGUAAAAGUGUGAGAGAGAGUGUGUGCGUGAGUGUGUGUAUGUGUGUGAUGUGACUAGCUAAGUCUGUUUGUAUAUGUUUAGCUUUGGAAUUGUCGUUCCAAAGUACAUAUAUUAUUGUCUCCUGGUGCUUCAGAUAAAUUCUUGAGCCUGUGGUCCUUCAGUUUAUACUACUGUGUUAACUCAUGUUGAGUGUAUAUAUUGAUGUAUUUGUAGUUUGUAGUAAGUUUUACUUGGCGUUUGCAUUUCUUUUCUUUAGCAUAUUAAAAACAGUGUUAGUGUUUACCAACUCAUAGUUGGUAUGUUAUAAAGAAUUGGCCUAAGAAAUUUAUAAAUUCCUCGUGUCUUUUACUGCUAUGAGGAGUUGAUAGCUGACAGUAGGCUUUUUUCAAACUGUGCAACCAGCAGAAGAGAGUAUCUGGGGGAUGCUGGACGGCGUGUUGCUUGCCUUGAAGUGUUCUGUUAUCCUGCACGACCACUUUAAUGACGGCGCUUUCUUCGGUGAUGCUGUGGAAGUGCCAUUUUGUCAUUUAUGAGUGAGGAGUCCCCUAGGCAAUGCCUGGGAGAUACAUCCUUUAUAUCGAUGUGGUAAAGACAGGGCUCCUUUGCUGUGGCGCUGCAGUUACUCAGGGUAGCAAGUUAGGUUUUUAGAGAAAUGUGUUAGCUGCUUAGGUCCUUUGGGGUUCCGUUUGGUGUGUUCCUGCUUCAUUACGCCAAACCAGGGAUCUCCAGAAGUUUUCCGAGGAGCAUUAAAAACACUGCGGUAUUACCUUCCGGAAUGUUGUUUUUCUUGAUUCAAGAGGAGGCUGCCUGUGAUCAGGUGAAGACAUGUGAUUAUCCGGGGAAAGAAUGAGGCAGCACUUUCACCACAUCAGUUUUGAAGGUGCUGGAACCCCCGUACAGAGCACCCAGUGGAAGGGAAGGGAAAGGUGAGGCUGCUCUGGUUCAGUAGCUGCCCCUGGAGCCGUGAGAGAAGAGACUCCAACCGGCACAGAAAAGCCCGCCCUGGGUUUAAUCAACAGUGUUGACUGAGCACCUACUCAGAAUUCUGCUUGGGUUUCUGGGGAGCUUCACAGUGAGGCAGAUGAAAUCCUGCCCUCCCUCCAGACUGUAAACUCCUUGUGGGCAGGAACCCUACUUUAGUCUUCUGCUAAUCCUAGUGCUUGGCACACAGUAGGUAGUCAAUAAAUGACCAACGAAUACAGUGUCCUUGUGAUCCCGGUGACGUUCUACACAGGAUUGAAAGGGACUUACUUUUAAGUGAGAAACUUUGCACACAGAUAGGCCGGCCUCAUAAUACAGAGUGGGAAACCAGUACAGAAUAAAAAACGCAAAGUGCCUGACUUAUAUGUGACGCACAGCUCUGUGGUCUCCAUAUGUUCUGGAGAAUUUUUGAGACCCUGUACUCAGCACACCCAAUAAUGUUUACGGCAUCUAAUGUUGGGUUUUGUUCACUGCUUUUUCUGUGGGGCUCAAAAUCUUUUCCAGAACGUACUGCUUUGAUCCUCACAUCUCUGUGAUGGGUGCAGUGCUCUCCAUUGGACAGAAAGCAGCCUUUGAGGCCCAGUAGAUACAGCUUCAUUCCCCGCUUCAGAUGUGAGUAGAAGCCAAAAAGUGGAAUCUGGUCUUUGGAUUAUCAGUUUCACUGUUCAGUGUAUUAGAAUAUCACUUAAUUUUUUAGGCAUACAAGUAUUUUUAAUCAUAUGAUAAUCAUUUAUGGUAUAACUUAAACCCCCAAACGUAUCCUUUGCAAGUUGCACAAAUAUAAACUAAAAGAUCUUUGGUUUUCUUUGUCAUUUAGCUGUGGGAAAUUUAAGAAUUUACUAAAGUUGUAAGAACAGAAGUCAUAAGCGUUUGUGUUUGAGAGAGAAGCUGUUUCUACUUUUAAAAGCUGAAGCUUCAUUUAUCCUUCCCUUUCUUACCACAUCUAACCAGUAAGGGAAAAGAUACUCUGUCUUAGAAUGUUGAGGGAAGCAUUUUGCUAGCUUUCUAGUAAUCCCUGAAGUAUUCCCUAGAGCUGGUUGAUAGAAGUUUAUGGUACAAGGGUGAGGAAUGCCCCACUUGCCCACAUUUGAGGGGAGUGUGAACUUAGGUGAGUUAAUCCUGCCUGCUGGCAGCGGAGUCCUCCUGGUCUUGAACUGGAGACUUCCUCUAUUUUUUGGCAAACCAGCUAGUAAAAAUUCUAAAUUUUUUGUAAUUUUGUUUCAGAGGUAAUUCUAUUAUUUUAAUUUUAAACAUAUCUCGACUUGGUCUCUGCAGUAUGCGACGUGUGAGAAGCUCAGAUGUAGCUCUAUAUUCUUUGGACUGAUGCAUACUGCUUAGGAAAGUUAGUUCUUUUCAAUUCUAUCAUUGACGUUCUCUAAACGAAUGGAUUUUUAAACUCCUUCCCUUUCUUAUGAAAUCAAAUAUCUAAUAACGUUGCAUAAUGAUCUAGUGAGAAAUGUCUGUUGCCUUCUCUUUUUCAUGUUGAGAUAAAAACUCAUCUUUUAAAAUUGCUACUCACCUGAAAUUUAGGCUAAUUAUAAUUUUUGAUAUUGACGUCUUCAUGGCCCAACAAAGUUGUUGUAGACUCUUAAAUCACUGUGAUCUGAAUUAGAGAAGGUGCAGGUAGGAGGGGGUGACAGCCCACGAAGUCUGGGUACAUAUUGCGUAAGAUGACGCGGAGAAAGCUUAGCCACUUCCUGUGACCCUAGUAAAUGAAUGGCCACUUCAAAUCCCGAGUGGCUGUGGGUUCAUCUUUCUUUCUGGUUGGUGAAUUAUAUUUGUUAGAACUUUAUUUUUAGCAUAUCAGUACAGCUUUUUAAGUACCUUAUUUUUAUUCCUCUCACUCAUCAAUCACACACAAGGUGUACCUUAGAACCUUGGGUUAAAUUUUUUCAAGUUAAACCGAGGAAUUUGGUUCACAGUUUGCUUUAUCAUGUUUCCUGUUUAAUCGGAUGAGAAUUACACAUGCGCGUAUUCCCUUGUUCUUCGUGUUUAUAGGAAAGACGCUGUUCUCGGCUACCUCAUUAUGUAGUGUUGUGCUUGAUCCCCUGCCAGUUUAGAAGAAUUCAACACAUUCUGUCCUUUAACAAAAGCCUGGAAACAAGCAGUAAGUGGCCUUGAGGAAUACAAUUCUCUAAGGCGUAGUUUCCAUUUUACUACUUUUUUUAAAAAAAAAUAGGCACUUUUAAUCAGGAGGAACAAUAAUUCUCCUAGAGCUGCUGCAAAGUGAUUACUUGAAACUCAACUUGAACUUUAAAGAGUCUUUACAAGGCUAUGUUUUCAUAACGUAGAAAAGUAGUAUAUUUAAACACCACUGCUGUGUAAAAUAGAGGGCUUCAUUGCCAUUGUCAUUCAGAUCAGACAGGAAAUCUUGUCUAUCUGUAAUUUGACCCAGUGUUUGGGAUUUAGAUGCUUGGGGCUACUGUUUUUCCUAUUCUAUAAGGUGCUAUUGGGAGCAGUUUAAGGGUCUGUUAGGUGUAGUUUCAUGAAUUUGUUUCCCAAGAAUCUUAAUUUUGGUGAAAGUAGAGGGCUCAUCAAGAAGUUCCUCUUCUCUUUUAGUUCUGAUAACCUGGGGUUUUAAAAUGAAACUCUGAAAGGGCAGGGCUGAGUUGACCAAACAACAUAGAACUGCAUUACGCUUAAAAUCACGAGUGAUCGGGUUUGUUUUGUGUGUCAGUGGAACUUCCCCAGCUUCCUCCCGUACGCACCAUCUGCACAGGGCACGUGUGGGUGCUGUCCUUGCCAGCAUCUGUCCGCCUACCUGGCUGGUGAGUGAGGGGGAGCUGCGGGGCCCAUCACUUCUCGUAGACAGACCUUCCCUUCCGGGGGUGACUUCUUAUAGGAAUUACCCAGUACCCUUCAUGGCCAAAAAGAGUUAUGCCCAUUCCUAAAAACCUAGCAUACUAGGAAUAACUUACAUACCAGGUGAGAUCUAAAACCUUAACUGUCCUUGUGCAUUAAGAUUUAAUGGAUGUGCUUGUGCUUUGUAGACUAAAGGGCUUGCUGCUGACAAAGUCCUCGGGGGCUUCUAGCCGUCGGCCAUGAGGCAUUCCCUUAGGUGGUUGCCAAGAGAACCAAGGUUCACCCCUCUAAAGCCCCAAGCUUUUGUAUUGUAAUUGUUUUGAGGAAAAUAUCUGUAAACAUUCUCUGUACUGUCCCAAGUGAACCCAAUGGUUGUGAGCACGCGUGGGCUUCAGGGCCGGGUGCACAUGGGUUUGGAGAUGCUGGCCGCUGGCUGCUUUGUGAGCUUCAAAGCUCUUUACCCCGUAGAAAGAGAUGAUGGGUGUUUACCUGCUGGGGUUGCUGUGAGGAAUCAGUGGAGUAAGGACGGUGAGAACUUGGUGUCUUGCACACAGAUGGGGUGGUUGGGAUCUCAGCUGCCGUUGCCGCCCGACUCAGCCUCUAGUCACUCAUGGUCUUAGCUCUCGCCCUUCGCUGAGUGUCCCCACCCUUAGUGCUUUCUUCAUUCUCACGUCUGCCACCACAAUACACGAGUAAAUGCGUAUUUGCACUUCCAAAAUUAUUUUCUGGAUCCAUGACACCGUUCUCCUCCUACUUCUCUAAGACCUCAAUUCAAGGUAACUCUAGACAGUGGAAACACCCCAAAAUAUGUGUUUAGAAUAUUUAGAGUGGUUAUAAAUAUCCCUUAUUUCAGGGUUUGCCUAAUGAAGUACUCUAGUAAUAUUUAAAACUCUUUCCUGAAGUUGAAUUUUUCUUUUUUCCCUAAAAUAUUAAAGGUAGUAGUCUGUAUUAGUCCAAUAAACUGGAUGUUUUCUAGAUCUCUGUUUGAGAUCAGUAUACCUGAACUAUGCUUUCUGAACUUGGAUGUUAUGUGGAACCUAAAAACAAACAAAGAAACUUUGUGUUACGUGUGUGUGUGUGUGUGUGUGUGUGUGUGUAGAACUCCUGUACCUUCAGGUAAAGAAGGGUUAUUUAACAAAGUGAUACCAAAAGUGAGCUACUUAAUCCUUUUAUAAAAUCACUUCCUUUCCAGUUCAGAUUACAGCCUGGUGAAUUUAGUGGUACGUGACAUACCCAGCUUAUCUUGACUUCAAUAAGGCAUUUGAUAAAGUCAUUCUUGAUAUUUUUGUGAUUGAGAAAAGGGAGUAGAAAUAGGUUUAAAAGGUCUGAGAAAUACCCAGGCAGUGUUGAUAGGAACGGGCCCUUGUGUCAGCACGGAUGGGGGUGAUCUAGCAGUAUGCGUUUUUAACGUUUUCACUACUAACUUAUAUAAAACUAUAGACGGCAGAGGAAAGUGUUGGGUGUUAGGGUCUGCAGUGCUUUUUUUACAGUCUAAUAACAUGGCUAAAUAUAGUCUUAUGUCUAGGUUCAGAGAAGAUAGUUCCCAAUUGAAAGGGAAAGAAAAAAUUGUGUGUGGUGGGUGGGGGGGGGAAUCAUUGAUAAUUUGAACAUAAGCCAACUGUUUAAAAAAAUAGUGCCCUUGUCUGUGUUGGGGGCUGGUAGCCCGAAGAGGAAGUCUGUUCCAUCCACAUGCUGCAUUGAUGGGCCCUGGGAACCGCACUGAGCUGCCGACUCUGGGCACCAGCACCUGGGAGGCCACCUGGAGGAUGAUAGCCGGGGUGGUGGGCUCUCUGGAGGCCCCAGGCUCUGGCCUGCUGGGGGGGCUUUAGAAGGAGCAGAUGUGCGUGCCCCAGAGCGCCUUGCUCAAGCCGAGAGGCAGAAACGGUAGAGGCAGAAUGUUUCUGUCGCUCUUAGAACUUUCUAGAAUUGCCUCGUGAUGAAAUGGGUGCCUCCUGUGGUUCUGAGCGCUCAGCUCUGAGAAUCACCCCAAGGGUGCCCCGUGCAGCUGUGACUAGUGGGUGUGACAGUGUCAACCAUGGGGGUCUUGCACGGUGACAGGAUGUUGUCACAGGCUCCAAAGCUUCUUGCAGAUGAGGUUCUGUGAACAGUUUAGUAAAAAAAGUGGGGGGGGGAUAACGUUUGUAUUUUAGCUUUCACAUUGUUUUUGAGGAGAAGGGCCUCUGUUCCUCCUGACGUGUGCUCUCUCCCCGCCUCCCUCCCCUCCGUCCUCUCUGUUCGCUCACCGCCUCCUGAUUGCAGCCACUGGCCCACGGCUACAGCCAGCUUCAGCCGAACCUUCAGAAAUAGACGUACUUCUAGCGAUUUCCCUAAAGCCAUGUUAACUAGACAGGGAUUCUUGCUGUUUGUAUACUCUUUGUUCUAAAUCCCUUAGUGCCUCUGCAGGCUUAAGAAAGCUGGUAAGUAAAAAUCGGACUCUUAAGCAGGGCCUGGGAUGCCAUCGAGGGCACCGUGUACUGGGGGGAGUUGGGUUGGCUGACCUCUUCCAGCCCCUCCCAGCUCCAGGAAUGGGCACCUCGCUGAUGGGUUACUUUGUCAUCCCUGGAGAAGCGUUUCCAGAGGACCUGCUUCCUCUCGGGUUCUGUCCCUCCCUCUUCUGUGAAAGCCCCUGCAGUCUUCCUCCCAGUUGACGGGGCUGCAGGGGCGCCACUCCCCCUCUGUGUCUCCUCCCGACCCCACCUGCCCCAAAGCCCAGGGACUGAGCAGAGGCUGGGACAGGCACUCAAGUCCAGGUCCAAGUCCAGGUCCGAGGGAGGGAGCUGUCCGCGUUGUUUUCCGGGCAUGUGCCUUCUGCCCAUCCCCUCGGCUGUCUUCACUCACUGCUAACCCUCUGUUUGAACCAGUGCUCACUUUCCUCCCCGUGUCCCGUUGUGCCUGCACAGACUGUGGGUGGGAUCUCCGAGGACAUGGGCCCUUCCUGCAGUUGACACUUCUUUCUGGGCGGUUGAGGAACUUUAGUCAAGAUGGGGGAGGUAUUUCGGUUGCGUUCUGCAGUGUACGCUUAUUUACCUACUUUUCUUGGCAAUCGCAUCCUCGCCUGCCCUCUGUUCUCAUCCCGUGGCCUCUCCCAGUCUGGUUUUUUAACUGCUUGAAUUAUGUAGCCAAAAGAGUGGGGGGCGCUCUUCUAGUUCCCCAGACAUUUAGCCUAAAACACGUGUUGAAAAAGCAUUCUUCCAGGAUCCCUCACCUGGCCUCUGUGACCAGCACUUUCCGCCGCCAGAGAGCCAGAGCGGUGGCCCAGGCCGGGCAGCUCCCAGAGUCUGCACUGCUCUGCUCCUCCCAUGUGAGAACCCGGGGCCCAGAGCCUCCCACCCCAGGCAUGGCCAGGUGCAUCUCUGCGGCUCCUUAAGCAGCUAGACUGGAACAGCCUCCCCAGGGCCCCAGGCGGCCUCACCUUCCACACCUGCCCCGGAGGUUCUUAGGGCUCCUCUCUGAGCCAGAAGCAGGGGCCCCAGAUGCCAGACAUACCACAUCAGCACCCAGCUGCCAGGCGCCGUGCGGGCUCCACCUCGUCCUUUCCUCUUAUUUAGCUCUGAUUAAAAACACACUGCACUCCAAAUUGUGACUAGGAUCGGAAAUUAGAAUUCCUCAUUUACAGUAAGAGAGAGACCAUCUUUAUGUAUUUUUUUCAAAAGGAAUUUUUGCUUCAGAAAAAACUCUAGAAAGUAAAUGUAUUCUUGUUAAUCUAAGCAUAUGCUCACUGAAUUGGACUCUAUGCUUUGUAUAAAAUUACGUAGGAUCUGGUACGUGGGGCAAAAGGGUAUGUAUCAUCAGCUUAAAAACAAACCUUCAGUGUCGGUGGGUUUACAGCAUUGUUUUCCUAUAGGGGACCUCAAAAUUUAAGUUCUGCGUGCAAACAAAUCAGCCAGGUUGCAUGGAGUAGAUGAUUUUAUGAUGGGAAAUGUCUCCAGUGGCCUUUAGUUGAGAAAAGCACAGGCGCUUUAGCAACACUUGCUUCAUUAAAUAUCAGUGGCUUUUUCUGCUGAUGGGAUUCUUUUCAUUUUGACGCAUCUGUGACACAGCCUCUGUUUGGUUCCUCAUUCCUGUACCCCUUCAAGUCGCCAGUGACAUAGCGGUACUUGUUUUGUGUUCAAUCAUACCACUUGUGAACUGUGACGACCAUGAAAAAAUAAUCGUGUUUUCGGCAGAACAUUUUGAACACCUGUCGCGGCCCGUUCUGCAAUUGCAUCAGCAGAGCUUGGAGUGAUCAGUGGAUUUAACAAAAGCACCUCCCUCCUCCACCCCUUCCCUCCCAUCCUCAUCAGAAACUAUUGUAGAAGUACAGGCUCUGGCAGACUUCAUUUUCACACUGUAUGUUCCUGGUGACAGAGACGCUCGUACCUGUCUGUGAAUGGGGUCCAUCCAUCACUCAUUCUAAAACGUGUAGAUUCAUUCGUUGGUUUUCUCUCACCGAUCCCAGUCUUCCGCUGUGAGAGAAGACUACCAAGGGAACUCCUUGAAACAGGGCCAUAAAUUCAGUUUGACUUUCCCAGACUCAGGGCUGAUCUUCACAGUGGGCCCUGGUCCGGCAGAACAACCAGCGACACUCCUGUUGCCUGGUUGCCUGGGCGGCACCAGCCGCCAUAUGUGACAGUCGCCCUUGUCAAGAACCAGUUUUCAGCACACUCUUGUUUUGUCAUUUUCAAUGCUUUUAAUACCAUAAAGCAAAGUCCAUGAAUACCAGAUUCCCAAAAUACCGUAUCAAAACUCAUCCUCUUAAACGCAAGUCUUUGUUUAAUUAACAUAUCUAUAUUUUCUGACGUGGUACAUACAGAAGAGUUUUUAAUUUAAAUCCUGCAGCUUUUAUUAUCUGGUAAGAUUCCAAGUUGAGCAGUCUACUUAGACGUGUAUUCCGAUGAGGUUACGUGUGUUCAGAUGAGGUAUCUCGAUCUUUAAAGAAAGACCUACUACUGAAAAAAAACAGAUUUGCAAUGAAAUAGACAUAAGCUAGACAAAAGACAUGCUAUGGAAAGUUCAAAAUAUUUCAAGUACUGGGAAGUUGCAACUUGUAGAGUUAUCCUCCCCGAAUUCAGUAGGAUAGCAGAGAAAUUGUGCUAAUGUGAUUUCAUUGAAACGUCACGUCUCAAACAUCCUGUGGUACAAGCAUAUUCGUUUCUUCUGUGGAGUAGUUUUCUAUUCCGUUGCUGGUACGAAAUUUUAGUGAAGUUGAAGUAAUUUUGAAUUAGUGACCUUUCUUACGAAGUUGCUUUAUGGUUUACAAGUAAUACUGAUGCAAACAGGCUAUGUUAACUUUCUUAAAAUUAAGUAGCACGCACUUUGUUUACAAGCUUGGUUUAUUGUGGGGUAACUACGGGGUCACCCCGUUUCACGAGCACAGGAUUUGUGCUUUGGGAACAUAACUGCGUUCGUGCUGUUCUCUUGUACCAAGGAUCAGUGAAAGUGUUUUAUCUUUUUUAUGUAGUUUGUAUUGACUGGAUUUUAUAACUGUAAGAAAACAGAAACAGAGUGUUGUAUUUUGAUCUGAAAUUUGUCUAUGGUAAAGUAAUUUUGUUUUAUGUACUGGAAGUUCAUUUAAAACUUGAAAUAUUUUCUAGAAGGGUACCGAACAAACGAAUCGUCUUUAAGCUGUUUAAUUAACCUAAUAAAACAAUUUGAUGGGGAA
This is a messenger RNA of Aethalodelphis obliquidens (Pacific white-sided dolphin), 14117 nucleotides long. RefSeq names its product gigaxonin (gene GAN). The coding region runs from base 30 to 1823 and encodes 597 amino acids. The transcript is spliced from 11 exons. Lineage: Eukaryota; Metazoa; Chordata; Mammalia; Artiodactyla; Delphinidae. Gene Ontology annotation, molecular function: protein binding. Gene Ontology annotation, biological process: cytoskeleton organization. The record is from RefSeq and is a predicted model, not a curated record.